AAUUUUCCCUCCUGUAAGAUAAUUAUAAUUCUCAAUCAUACUUUUUGUCUUGUUUCUCUAAAAUAUUAUUGUGUACAUAAUCACAUAUGUACGAAUGUAUCUCAUAUUUACUCACGUGAUUGUGUAUAUAAAAAAUAUUGCAUUAGAAUAAAAUUAUUAUACACGCGAGCGAUGCGCAUCAUGCGUGUACGUGUAAAAUGUUUUGUUCUCUCUGACGUAAUAUUAUUAUAUUACGUUGCAUCCGAAAUUCAGAAAAUCUUUUCCGUAACAAAAUUAGAUAUUUUCAAGAAAUAAAAAUUAUAUCGUAAAAACACGACACACACGCACUCGAACACGAGUUGAUUCAGUUUAAGUACAUUCAGCGUUAGCGUUAUUUCCGUUAUUUAUAAGAGUUUUAUAAUGACCACUUUUAUAAAAUGUGUAUUUCGUGAGAAUAUGACAAUAUGUUGGAAUUUAUCGGGAGGGAUAAUAUUCCUCAACUGGAUCAAACAUCGUUAAAAUUACAAGUUCAAUACUGCGAUAUGCUGCCAAGUUCUUAAUGAAUCAUUAAUUUUAAGACGUAUAGGGAUGACUAGAUUGACGCAAACAUGCUUAUCCCUAGUUUCUUAUGAACCUUUGUCGCGUUUAAACAUUACUAUGAGUUAUUUUUACCAAUAUCCAUUUUUACUAAUAUAAAUUGUCAUUUUCCACUCAACAAAUUGUAACCGUAACAAACUAACUGUAAAUUAUUAUGCAACACAUUCGUUAAAUAACAUUACAUUGAUGAAUGUGAAAUUACAACUAACAUUUAUAUAACUGUAACUUGAUGUUUGCUGGGUAAUUACAUGAUUCCGUUUUGCUACGAACAUUAAACAUCUUUUAUAAAAAAAAGUAGAUUUAAAAAAUAUUUUUACAAAAAAUAAUUUUGUGUACUAACUGAUCAUUUUCAAAGAAAGGACGCUUUUUGUAAAAGAUAGGUAUGUGUCAUAUACUAUUUAAUGAUUUAUGAUAAUGAUUAUUUUUUCAAUAAAUAUGAGAAUCUAUUACUUUUGGUUAUAGCAACUAUAAAAAUGCAGAUACUCACUUUCAAUUUUCGAUUGUAUACCAUAUCUGGUCUAUGGCGACCAAUCGAAUGGUCUUCGAAAUCCUCCAAGUUGUUGUACAGCGUGUUCACAAUUACCACGAUAUAUCUGUUGACGUACUUCUCUGUAACUCACUUGUUGUAUAUUAUCUUUGUCAUCGAUAACGUGGAAGAAUUCGCUUCGACUUCCCCAUUUUUCUUUUCGACAAUUAGCUUAUUGUUUAAAGCAAGUACCGCGGUAAUCUAUCGCAACCAAAUUAUCAAUUUAAUCGAAAUUCUGCAAAAUAAACCUUGUAAAGCCGAGAACAAAGACGAGCUUGAUAUUCAGAUGAAAUAUGAUCGUGCGAUCAGAACGUAUUCCAUGCGUUUCGUACUUUUAUGUAGCUUCUCGAUGACGGGGGCUUUCGUAGCAGGAUUACUUGAUGUUUUAAAGGGUCAGUUACCUUAUAACAUGUGGGUACCUUGGGAGUGCACUUCGUUGUUUACAUUCUUGUCUACGUCCAUUCAAGAGAUCGCAGGUGUAACUAUUGCCACGGUUGUAAAUGUUGCGACUGAAACCACAGUAUUAGGAUUUUCCCUACAAGUGUGCGCACAAUUUGAAAUUCUGAAGCAUCGCCUUCAGAGAAUGAUGGAAAAUAGUAACGAGAAAAUGUCUCCGAAAAACUCAUUGAAUAAUGGGUCGCAUAAAAUAAACAAGUUGGCGACGCACAUUUUCCAUCAUGUAUGCAUAAUCAGACUUGCCGAAAAGUUCAACAAUGUGUACAGUCAAGUGAUCUUCAUUCAAUUUUUCGUCAGUGUUUUGGUAUUGUGUUCGAUUGUGUACCACCUGUCUUCUCAUUUGACAGUUGUAGACGUCAGUACCUGGGUCGUCUUCACAGUCAGCAUGUUUAUACAAAUUUUUAUUUAUUGCUGGUCUGGAAACCAAGUUAUAAUCAAGAGUUCUGAAUUGGGCGAAGCGGUAUAUCACAUGAACUGGAUGUCGAUGACACUCAACGAACGAAAGGAUUUAAUGAUGAUUAUGAAGCGUAGCUCAAAACCCAUUAAAUUUACCAGCAGUUUUUUAGUGACAUUAUCCCUGGAAUCUUAUACCAAUCUUCUAAGAGCGACUUUCUCCGCAUUUAAUGUUCUGCAACAAUUUUGAGACUUCAUUCAUUCCUUCGCAAUAUGUAUAUCACACAACAAAUAAACCGUUCAUUGUAAAAUAAAUAAAC
Messenger RNA from Solenopsis invicta (red fire ant), 2271 nucleotides. RefSeq names its product odorant receptor 9a. The coding region runs from base 978 to 2201 and encodes 407 amino acids. NCBI's taxonomy places the organism in Eukaryota, Metazoa, Arthropoda, Insecta, Hymenoptera, Formicidae. Gene Ontology annotation, biological process: sensory perception of smell; detection of chemical stimulus involved in sensory perception of smell. The record is from RefSeq and is a predicted model, not a curated record. Gene Ontology annotation, molecular function: olfactory receptor activity; odorant binding. The transcript has 5 exons. Gene Ontology annotation, cellular component: plasma membrane.